GAACAAACUUUACAAUUCAUGGGAGAUGAACACGAGUUGAUUGGAAACAAGAUUAAUGAUCCAAGUGAACCGGGGAUAUACACCAAGUUAAUACUCCCCAAUGGAAUUCAACUCACGUUUGGUCAAGUGAUAGCGUUAGCUGGGGAUUUUUUUGCUUUACCUAAUGCACCUAUCAUCACAGUUCAUGGUAAAGGGGAUGGAAAGAAGCCUUGUCGUUGGGGUGGAAAGAAGCCUUUUCCUGGGGGUAGAGUGAAGCCCAUUCCGGGGUGUGAAAACAAGCCAUAUCCUGGGGGUCGAAAGAAUCCUUAUCCUGUGGGUGGAAACAAGCCUUUUCCUGGGGGCGGAAAGAGGCCUUAUCCUGGAGGUAGAAAAAAGCCUUAUCUUGACCUCAUGACCGAAAGAGUGCCUUAUGAUGCAUUCAAGACCGGAACUGUUAAAGCAACGCCGGAUGAACGCAAACGAUUCAUGGGAGCUUAUGCCACACUUGCUAGUGUGCCACGUAAAUCGAUUGAGAAACAAGUGGCCACGCUUGUAACAAUGAUCGGGGAAGACCUGCUUGUGAGGAGAUAUCACAACGGUACACUUCAUACUAAUGCUCAAUAUGCAUAUGUUACUAACGGCAGAAUGUUAAAACUGGCAGCGAUUAAUUUCGACCAUUUUGAGCCACAAGCGCCGAGAGCCUACCUCGUUGGUCAUCAGUUAGCGAUGGAAAAAGCCCGAGAGGCGGCAAAGGAAAAAGAUCCUGACAUGCACAAAGAAGAAAAUGUUGAACGAGUCUCCCUCUAUAGAUGCUUUUGCUUGUCACUUUCUCACAGAUUGUUUCUCAAGCGGUCGUAUGAG
Paramuricea clavata is the source of this 840-nucleotide messenger RNA. Lineage: Eukaryota; Metazoa; Cnidaria; Anthozoa; Malacalcyonacea; Plexauridae. The record is from the annotation of a GenBank genome assembly.